Mizuhopecten yessoensis (Yesso scallop) is the source of this 4342-nucleotide messenger RNA. RefSeq lists its product as uncharacterized. The transcript is spliced from 6 exons. Lineage: Eukaryota; Metazoa; Mollusca; Bivalvia; Pectinida; Pectinidae. The record is from RefSeq and is a predicted model, not a curated record. The coding region runs from base 1399 to 2181 and encodes 260 amino acids.
GAAUGAGAGUUCAUUGAAUUUUGUUUUAUUUUUUCAUCAUUUUCCGAUAAUAUAAUAGGCUGAUCGCGAUCCUGGUUGAGUUAUAUGACGCCUUUUUAUUCAUGGAGUCAGGUCGAUUCGCCUACUUCUAUAUCUCUAAAUGUAAUGCAGUUUUCCUGUUGUCUUUUCCUCUGAGAUAGUUUUGUCCCAGUAUCUGCAGUUUUUCCUGUUGUCCUUUCCACUUGGUAGAUAAAAGCACGUUUAUCCUUUCCUUGUCUACAACAGGAAUACAUCAGUGAUGUGUGGGGGAAAGCUUGGUUUCACAUAUAUGUCAACUGGACUCCGAUUAUCUGCAAAUUUCCUUCUUUUCUUCCUUAACGGCACCUGAUCCUACUGUUAUACCUCUAUAUUAUAACAUGCGGUCAUGGUCUUAUUGGUGUCUUUAUCCAGUAAUGACGAAAUUCAUUGUUGCCCUUAAGUUCCAUCCGGGUCUAAUCUUAGUUCAAAGUUGUUGUUCAUCUGCAUUCGUGGGUAAAACCUUUCCAUCAACUGCUUUAUACCGGAUCAGCAGUGUUGGCGCUUCUUUUCCUUCGAGGAUCCUCCUAAUGUUUAAAAGAGAAUGCCAUGCUAUUGUGUCAAAAUUGUUUUGCCAAUGACCUAUGCUGUUGUAUCGACACAAAAGCUUAAACAAGCUUUUUGCAAAGACAUGAAAACGUAAACACUGCAAAUGUGAGGCGAGGCUGUUUAUUUUUACGUGUUAAAACUUUCGCGAAUAAGUUCCCGGAAUUUUUAUGCUGGGUUUAAAUUUCGCGUAUUUUAAGAGAACGCAAAAACAGCAGUUAUGCAAUAUCCACUAAACAUAAGAGCUGCAAAGCAGACAAUGAAUUCAGAUACGUCUGGACAAACGCGAUAUAGAUAACAAUAUAUUUAAGAAUCAAUAUUUCAAAAAACACCCGAGGAUGACAUGCGACGGAAGCAGCACUUAUAAGAGCAAACAUUAGCUACUUCUCAUAUAAACCCCAAUCGAUCACUUCCGGUUCCUGUAAUGAACAUUUCUAACACCUUUCAAACAGACAGAAAUACAAAACGGUGACGCAUGACUGUUGAUUACAUAUCCAUGUGAAGAUUUAUAUUAGCUUUUAAGUAAGGGAUUUUAGCAACUGGUAUAGCAAACAAAACAACAACAAAAGUGGUCUGACAUUAAAAGCCCCGUGCUAACGAUUGUAAUAUGAUAAUUCAUCAAUGUUUAUUAGCAAACAUACAUAUAUAUCAAAGGCCGAAUUAUUAAUUAUAUACACACAGACCCAUAUUUCUACAUCACCUGCUUCUCCUCACAUCUCACUAUUAACAGAACUGAUACUUGUAACGCAAGUUUUACCUUUUGUCUGACUUUCCCACUUUACCAUAAAUCUUGGAAUCAUGCAAUCAAAUUCAUUACUACUGAUGUUUUAUAUCUCAACUCUAACACAAGGACUAGAACUAGAGGUGCCCCAGUUCCUACACAACUUUUGUUUGUCUAGUACGGGGUAUAUGUCUAUCAGUGAGAUCGGUCUGUAUGGCUGUGCACGACGUUGCGGUAUGUAUUCCGGGUGCAAAUCGUUCACAUACAACAUAGCACACCACAGAUGUCUACUUAACGAAGACGAUGCCAACACAGCUUCAGGACAAUUUAACGCCUGUCCCGGGUUUAUCUAUGGAGACAGAGCCAUGCUGAUUUCGGAUGUAACUUUGAUGGGCCCGUGCAGUGACCAUGACUGUCCAUAUUACACCACGUGUGUCCGUCUGUACUCUACAUCUCGGGUUUGUGUUGCAUCAGUCUGUGGUCCUUUCGCGGGUGUUCUGCUUUCUUUGAAAAGUGACGACAUAUCCACGACCAUGAGUGCAGUGGGUGUAUCCCGAAACAUUCAAUGUGACACGGGCUACAUAGGAUACAAGACAGUCGUCUGUCUGGCCAACGGAUUGUGGUCGGAGCUGGAAGACACAUGUACAGAUUGUGGAAACCCACCAAGUGUUGAUAAUGCUGUCGUUUCAAGCGGUGACACAACCAUAGGAUCGAACAGGGUAUAUGAAUGUCUUCCAACGACUACCGCUUCCGGUUCCGGUGACAUUACAUGUCAACAGGAUGGAACUUGGUCCACAUCCUCAUUGGUAUGCGUACUAGAAUCGGUGUUUUUCUUAUUGGAUCCUUUUGGCACUAUUUAAAACUGUUGUGGACAGCCAUCAAUACAUCAAGGAGUCACUAGCUAUAUAAUGACAUACUCUGAUAAAGCGUCAUUACAGCGAGUGUAAAUGACAUCCCAUUUUCAAAAUGUUGGUUAACAGUUUCCGAUUUCGUUUCUUUCGUGUGAAAAUUUGAAGAAAAAACAUCAUAUUUUGUUAUUCUGUGGAUUUUCUCAUCUUCAUAUUUUUGGUCGACUACAUGUGUGAGCCGUGCCCUAGGCGAUCAUCCUGUUUAUAGAAUUAGUUAACAACUGUAUCAUACGGCCAAGAUAUUUUUCUAUAUAUCUGUGAGAAUCCAAUGCUGAACAUGCUGAUCAUGCUGUGAUUUCCUUAUAAAUGUUAAAUGUUAGAGUGAUAAUCACCGAAUGACUCACCAACACAACACCCGACAUAUAAAUCUUGGUAAAAAAACCCACCAAACUCACGUCCUUAAAAUGAGGACCGGGAUAGACAACAAAACUACAAGUCAUACUAAUGAGCUAAAUCGAAAACGCCAUCCAUACCGCAGAAGGAAACAUAUCAUUUUAAAAUAAGAUUAUGAAGGUGGCUAAAAAGAUUGGUUAAAGUCUUUAUCAAAGUGCAUCUCCCGAAAGCUUGCAUUUUAAGUUUGUCCGUCAGCAAUCGACAUCUUUUCAUUAAAUUUGAUAUUUGGAUCAAGUCUUUGAUAGCAAAUCAGCUGCGACGUGUUAACAACGUAGGAGGGGGAAGCAGAGACGUUACAUUCAAGAAAGAGAAAGUUCACGAUCGGAGAAUCGAAAUCGCUACGUUUACCAUACAGCUUAGUAGUAAGCCGUAUCAUGUUGUAAGUAAAGGUCGAGGUCAGAGGCUGAUACAGGGCCAUUGAUAUAAGGUUGUUAUCUAAGGACAAGUCACAAAUAUAUCUGAAAGUAAAAUUGAAGGAUUGAGCAAGGUCUUGUUUGCCUUCAAAUUAUGAAAACGGCACACGUCGGUUAAGAGAGCAUGCUAUUAAUAUGCUGCAUAAAUGAACCGCCGACGUUAAGAAAUUUUCAACCAGGGGUUCAAUAAUUCUCAAUUUUUUAUCCUCGGUAUACCUCAUGUUGCUUCUUGUCGUGAUUUUCACAAAAUAUGAUCAAAAUGUUUUUCGAAGAUAGAUAUUCAAAAUUGAUUAAAAGCUUUUCAUUGGAGGUAUUCUAAUCCACCCCCAUCAGCUCCAACAUACGACUGUAACCCUGAUUUAAUGGUACUAAAAUGAUAGUUUAGAAGAUUGGAAUAUUGUUUGAGCAACUAGAAAAUUCCUGCGACGUUUUGCAAUCGAAUACAAAAGUAGCAGUCUAAGUUACAGAGCCAGUUUGCUAAAAUAAUAAAAUAAAGUCAUUGCAAAUCAUUGUCAUUUGAACAUUUUUACUUUACACUCAACGGCUUUAUAAAGGUUUUCCUACAAGCAAAUAUUUCUGUAACAGCUUAUGAUCAUAUCCACCAAGGUCUCGCCCACACGGCGUAGAGCUUUCGGCACAUUUAUAUUAAUCAUAUUUAGCCCAUUUCCCAUCCCUUAAGCGAGCUUAGGCCCAGUUAUAAUUGCUUUGUGUGUGCCCCUUUCACAAAAACAACCUUCCAUGGAAGAACUUUUCAAAAACACUUUUUUUAAGCCAAAGAACAGUUUAUACACUCACCAUAUUGUAAGUAACACAACAUGUUGCGAUUCAGAAAACAGCAGGGGGUUAGCUUCAUGUUUGUUCUGCUGUUGUAAAACUUGAAGAGUGUAACUAUAGUUACCAAAACAAAAGUACGGAAGUUGUGUAUUGAUUAAACAUGAACAUUUAAUUGCUCUAUUCAAUUUCACUUUUUGUGCUUUUAAAAAACAAUGCAAAUAUAUAGAUGCUUAGAAACUUUUCAUAUUUAGCAAAUGUCUAACAAAGCAGACAGUAAUCUGUAUGUUGUGUGAACUAAAAUGGUAUAUCUAAAGGGCUGUUUAACUAUGACAUAAAAAAGUAAAUGUAUCGAUCCCGGAGUAUUAUCGUCUAUUACUUCACAUACGAUAACAACAGCUAAUAGCAUGAGUGUGUAAUUGGCUUGGCAUUCCAGUUUGUUUCAUAACAAGAAUUCCCCGGAAGUGGAUGUGUCGCCUGCGCAGGAAGCAUGGAGAUUACGAAGAAAUACAUACACUUUUCAUUUCAAGAAAUAA